Molecule: messenger RNA, 740 nt
Organism: Pisolithus orientalis
Lineage: Eukaryota; Fungi; Basidiomycota; Agaricomycetes; Boletales; Pisolithaceae
Product: hydrophobin-3 precursor
Exons: 4
Coding region: 38-364 (108 amino acids)
Cellular component (GO): fungal-type cell wall
Molecular function (GO): structural constituent of cell wall
Source: RefSeq, a predicted model, not a curated record
GAGCCAACUCAACCCAGUCACUCUCUAAACAAUCGUCAUGUUCUCCCGCAUCUUUGCCGUUGCUGCCUUCGCUGCUCUUGCUAUUGCUGGACCUCUCGAAGUUCGUGGUGGCUCCACUCAGUGCGACACUGGUGCUCUCUCGUGCUGCAACCAGGUCCAGAGCGUCCAGAGCUUGUUCGACAAUGCCGGCUUCAUCGGUGCUGACAUCCCGGUCAGCGCUCUCGUUGGUGUUAGUUGCACCCCUGUCACCGUUCUUGGCACUGGCAGUGGUGCUCAGUGCAGCACUCAGCCCGUCUGCUGCACCAGCAACAACAUGUAUGGCACUGCCAACAUGGGCUGCAUGCCCGUUAAUGUCAAUGCUUAAGUACUUUAUGUUGUGAGUAUCUGCAAUAGUUCCGGAAUGAUGGUGACUGCUCAACGUGAGUUGACAUGUUAAUGGUCAUUUGUAAGUUUACUGUUUUCUCAGGCCCCACCAUAUAGAAUGGUGGGGAAAUGAUAUACCGGCGUCUGUCUCCCUUUGUGUAGUGUCAUGAUACUUUUAAGGUUACGAAUGUCGGUAACAGUCUGUUAAAGCACAUUGGGUGCUGUUCACCCUCCAAAGUUGAAGUCGAAGUUUUUGACUUCGACUUCGGCAAUGUAGUCAUGUGAUGAUUAUAUAAGCUGUGCAUGCCUAUGUGAAUGUGAAGUUCCAAGUUUUGGGCUUCUGCUUCAGUAAUGUAGUCAUGUGAUGAUUAUAUAAG